AAUCCGACAAACACCACGACGCCGAAACCCUGCAGCAGGCCUGUCCGGAGCGCCUUAGACGGGUUGAAAUAAGCAUCCACCAUGGUUCUCGCAAGCAAGCUCGAUCGCAAUUUGCGAGCGGCGGAAGAGAGCUCGGAUGGCGAAGACUACUACGAAGUCACCGACCGGUCUUCCUCUGCAUCUGUAAUUGAUGCAGACGAGGGCGGCAACGUCAUCAGCUCCGAUGAAGAGGACGCGGGUUCCGAAGACAUGUCAGAUGUGGACGACAAUCAAGUAAAGGCGCAAAUGAGCAAAGUCUCGUUCGGCGCAUUAGCCAAGGCACAAGACGCGCUCUCGCAGCAGUCGUCGGACAGAAAGCGGAAGCGAGGCGACGACACAUCGAAAUCACAGGAGGACAAGCUGGAGGCAUUGAGGGAGCGCUUGCGGCAGAUCAAGGCUGAGAAGCUUGCAAGCGGUGCUCAGCCUAGCAAAAAAGCCAAAUCGUCAAGCAAGUCCAAGACAAAAGCCGUUGCGAACGAGACUGGAGGCGACCGGGACGCUAGUGACGACGACUCUGAUUCCGAUGCUGCCCCCCAUGCGCGCUCGAGCAAACAUGCACCUGCCGUCCAAUCCAGCAAGCGAAUGGUAUCGCGCAAGCGCAAUGUAGUUGAAGUCAAGAAGCCCGUGUUCCGAGACCCACGAUUCGACAGUGUAACUGGACCUCGGCCAGACGAGCACGUAGUGAGCGAGCGCUACUCUUUCCUCAACGACUACCGUGCUUCUGAAAUUUCCGAACUGCGCAACACUAUCAAGAAGACCAAGAACGAAGAUGAAAAGGAGCGACUGAAGAAGAAGCUGAUGUCUAUGGAGUCGCAGCAAAAGGCUCGGGACUACAAGGACAAGCUGCAGGAGGUUGCACGAGAGCACAAGAAGAAGGAAAAGGAACUAGUCAAGGAGGGCAAGAAGCCCUUCUUCUUGAAGAAGUCCGAACAAAAGAAGAUUGCUUUGGUCGAGCGUUUCCAGAACAUGAAGUCGAAGCAGCGCGACAAGGUCAUCGAACGCCGGCGCAAGAAGGUCACUGCCAAGGAAAGGAGGAAUAUGCCCGACACACGACGCACUACUUAAUGUCCGUGUGGCGCAUUCACGAGUGCACUUUGGUAGGAUUAUUC
Messenger RNA from Exserohilum turcica Et28A, 1148 nucleotides. RefSeq lists its product as uncharacterized. Gene Ontology annotation, biological process: maturation of SSU-rRNA from tricistronic rRNA transcript (SSU-rRNA, 5.8S rRNA, LSU-rRNA). The transcript has 3 exons. The record is from RefSeq and is a predicted model, not a curated record. The coding region runs from base 82 to 1104 and encodes 340 amino acids. NCBI's taxonomy places the organism in Eukaryota, Fungi, Ascomycota, Dothideomycetes, Pleosporales, Pleosporaceae. Gene Ontology annotation, cellular component: 90S preribosome; nucleolus.